CCAUGCACCCGCCAGCCGCACGCCUGCCGCCAGACCGUCCGAUUGGGCGGCCGAAGGUCGGUGAUUCGGCAGUUGGAGCAGCAGUCCUCCGGUAAGGACGAAACGAAACGUGGGCCCAACCUCUCCCCUCCCGCAAGAACUAACCCUUCGCUAACGACCCAACCCAACCAUCCCUCUCCUUUGAGCAGGGUCAGUAAGCUGACGUGGCUGACUUCGGUUGGUCGAUCCGCCAGCCAUUCGAGCACUAUAUUACCAUGCCCGACUUUUCGCACUUCUCGCCGCCAAGUGGCCCGUAGCGGAUCUUGGUUUGAAGGAAGGCCAGGCAAGCGGACGGAAGGAGCGGACAGGCAGGUAACGAUCAAGCAAGAAUGUUCUAUAUACGGAAAGGGGCGGGCAUGGGAGGCGGGAGGGAGAUGAUGGACAGGGAAUAACCUCAUUACGAAAAAUAAUUAAUCAAUCAGCUGAUUCAAUCAAUCAAUCCAUGGGGACUCGAUAUCAGUGUCAUUCAGCUGAUUAAUCGUGGGGCCACUCCGCAGGCCGCUGCCGCCGCUGCUGUAAGUGUUUUUGUUGUUCUUCCCGCCAGUUUUGUGUGAUUGGAGUCUCGACGACGACGGGGACCCACGCGCGGGCAGCUUGAUUGGAGGCAUAAAAAAUCAAUGGCGACGAAGAUGCACCGCGUGGCGUGGAUGGGAUACCGGGGGGGGAUGGCAAUGGUGCGCAAUGCGCGCAAUUCGCGCAAUUCGCGCAAUGCGCGCACGGAGGUGAUUGGGUGCCAGCAGGCGGCUCAGGACAAGUUCUUGAUGAGCAGUAGAAGUACAACGCCAUCAGCAAGCACUCCUAAACCUCCUCCUCCUCCCCCUCCUCCUCCUCCUCCUGCUUCUGCUUCUGCUCCUCCUCCUCCUCCUGGUUCUGCUUCUGCUCCUACUCCUCCGCCGCCGCCGCCUGCAUCUGAGAAAACGUCAUUUGGCGGGCUGAAGGAUGAAGACCGAAUCUUCACCAAUCUGUACGGCCAAGGCGAUCCUUUCCUUAAGGGCGCGGUGGCGCGCGGCGACUGGUAUCGAACUAAGGACCUCGUGCUCAAGGGUGCUGAUUGGAUCGUCAACGAGAUGAAGAAGUCGGGGUUGCGCGGGCGCGGGGGCGCGGGCUUCCCCUCGGGUCUCAAGUGGUCCUUCAUGCCCAAGGUCUCAGACGGGCGACCGUCUUACCUUGUGGUCAACGCGGACGAGAGCGAGCCGGGCACGUGCAAAGACCGCGAAAUUAUGCGUCACGACCCCCAUAAACUGCUAGAGGGGUGCUUAGUUGCGGGGGUGGGGAUGCGCGCGCAGACCGCCUACAUCUAUAUCCGCGGGGAAUACGUCAACGAGCGGCGCAAUCUACAGCGCGCGCUGACGGAAGCUUAUCAAGGGGGCUUUCUGGGGAAGAACGCCUGCGGGUCGGGGUACGACUUCGAUGUGCAUAUUCACUACGGCGCGGGCGCGUAUAUCUGCGGAGAGGAGACGGCGCUGCUCGAGAGCCUGGAGGGGAAGCAGGGGAAGCCCCGCCUGAAGCCGCCAUUUCCCGCCAACGUCGGGCUGUACGGAUGCCCCACGACGGUGACUAACGUCGAGACGGUCGCAGUGUCUCCGACCAUUCUCCGCCGCGGACCGGAAUGGUUCGCCGGGUUUGGGCGCAAGAACAACGCCGGCACCAAGCUCUUCUGCAUAUCUGGACAUGUCAACAAGCCUUGUACUGUGGAGGAGGAGAUGAGCAUCCCCCUCAGGGAGCUGAUCGAGCGCCAUGCAGGAGGCGUGCGGGGCGGGUGGGACAAUCUGCUCGGGGUAAUUCCGGGCGGAUCGUCGGUGCCAGUCCUUCCUAAGAACGUAUGCGAUGACGUCAUGAUGGACUAUGACGCGCUCAAGGCGGUGCAGUCGGGACUCGGGACAGCCGCCGUCAUGGUGAUGGAUAAAUCGACGGACAUCGUGGAUGCAAUCACGCGGCUGUCGUAUUUUUACAAGCACGAGAGUUGCGGUCAGUGCACGCCCUGCAGAGAAGGCACGGGAUGGUUAUGGAAUAUUCUCGAGAGGAUGAAGGUGGGUGAUGCUCAGCUUGAGGAAAUUGACAUGCUGCAAGAGGUCACGAAGCAGAUUGAGGGGCACACGAUCUGUGCACUGGGUGAUGCUGCUGCGUGGCCUGUUCAGGGGCUGAUUCGCCACUUCCGUCCAGAGUUGGAGAGGAGGAUUAUGGAGCGCAAGAAGCAGGACCGGUUGGCAGCAUGACCGACUGGAGAAGGAGAGGGUGAAGCUCUUGCUUGCUCGAGUGUCCUGAGGAGCAGGUUGCAGUGGAGGAUCGGCUGUCGGGCACUGCAGGCGAGGAUCUGCUGUUGGUCUGUCUUUGUGAUAAUCGUGUUGCACACCUAUGUUCCCGCUGUGUAUGUGUUGGUCGCUGCUGUGAGAUGGAAGUUCUGACAAACUGUUGCUCGCUAAGUUUGAAUUUGUGUUGCAAGCGUUGUAGGUAGGUAGGUGAUUUGUACCUCCUCCGCCCUUCCUUCGUCCUUCCUUCCAGAUACAAACAGGAUGUGGCUGAGCAGAAGAAAGUGGCGGUCCCAGUUGUCACGUCGCAUGUCGGAAUCGUUAACCGAUCUGGCGAGAAGUGAUCGGGCAUAUGUCUGGAUGGCGUUCACGGCUUUGUACAAGUUUGAUUGACAUUGUGUUACAUAUGUAAUCGUAGUGCCUCCGGUAGUCUUUUUAUCAUGUUCUGGCUGAGGAGUCAUGCGGGCUUUGAGGACGAACUGCUAGCUGGGACAACUGAUCUCUGAAGCAAAGCGUGAAAGUUAAAUUCGGACUGAAAAUUUGAAAUUGAAAUUGAUUGUGUUUUCACUGAGAAUCCAUGCUUUCUUGGCGAAGAGCGGGGCGAAGAGCAGACCUUUCUCAGGGGCGUGGAAUUGAUGUUGUGUUGUGGUUAUCUGCUGCGGUGGAAGACCCGUUCAGUCCUAUAGGCUAUAUAUAUUAUAUAGUGUCUCAAAGGAAUGGAAUUCGAUGAAUUAUGGUGGUGGUACAGAAAAUGUACUAUUUAGGUGUAUAGGGUGCGGGAGUGAGGUUGGAUUGGUGACGGAAUUUAGAACUCUAGACUUGGAUAGUAUUACUGUGGUUGUAUUAUGAAUCUGCUCGUUCGGUUACAAGCAGCAGUUCGUUGCUGUUCAUUAACUACAUCACAAUUUGAACAAUCUUCUGAGCAAGUUCAUGUCUGCCUUGCGAUGAUUGGGGAUGCGACAAGCAGGGAGAUCAGGAAUUGUGGGAUUGAUUGAGUGAGAGAGAGGGAAACUUACCUGUUGAUGUUGUCGACAUUCCGCGCUGCAGAGACGUCUUCAUGAAAGAUCUGUGCCUACAUGGCACUAUGCUGUGAUUAGAUAUCGUCACACUCGUUUCUGGGAUAUUGUUUGCUGAUGUGGAGGUGGGGAGACCCCCGAAGAAGAAGUGGAGAUUGAGGGAGAUCCAUCUACCUCCUCUUCGACGUGUUCUCCCUCCUGUCUACUUCGUCUUCUGGUUACGAGGCAUUGUAUUACAGAUCACAUCUCAUGAUUAUUGGAGACAUUAAUCACUGCUGAGACCUCUUGUAUUUCGACACUUGACGACUUUCUCUCCUCGUUGGGUUCAUUACAAUUUGGUAUCAGAGCUUACCUUCUUCGUCGCAAUCUGCUGUUGCACACCUUGACACGCCGAGGUAAGUAAAGGGGGGCGCGGCAUGAUGAUUGAAUCGCGUUUAUAGACACGCGCGAUUAUAAUCGCGAUCUGGACAUUGACACGUGCGCGCACACGUGACGAAGAUGAUGACGUGGACUUGAAGACGACGACAUUGCCAACGUGGUGCAUUGUUGCUGAGGUGACGAUUGAAGACCAGUGAAAAGCAUCGUCGGCUGCGGUGCUGACGUGGCGCUGGACGAUCGUGCACAGAGAGAGAGAGAGAGAGAGAGAGAGAGAGAGAGAGAGAGAGAGAGAGAGAGAGAGAGAGAGAGAGAGAGAGAGUGGGGGAAGGAGACUGCUGACAUGGCAUUGGGAACGUUGCCUACGUGGCAUGGCACGUGGGUGUUGACAUGGCAUCCAACAUUCAGCGGGGUAUUGUCUGACGUGGCGCUUACCUGUGUUGCAACUCAUCUGCUGACGUGGUACUUCCAUAUCCCAACGGUAUCUUCUAUUUGACGUGGCAUACCAAUGAUGAAUGGGUUGGCAGAUAGUGCGGUACUGAUGUGGCAUACCUUUUGACGGCCUUGCUGGCCAUUGACGCUGGCGUGGCAUUCUCCAUGGAGGUGCUGCAUUAGCCAGACUAGGGGUGACACGUGGCAGGAGGCGCGUGCUGCCAUUUCCUUGAAUAUUGGCGAGGGACCAACACUUGCACUUGGUGCACUGACGGGUGGUAUGGCACGAGAUUAUGCCGUAGUGCCACACAUCAGUCCUAGUGUCUAGCUGGAGUAUCUGCAGUGAAGACAGCAAGAGGCUGGGCAGCUAACACAUUGAUUUUUGUGUUGUUGUUGGUCGACUCUACUUACCUGUGGGCUGUUCUGUGGAUGCUUGCCACUUACCAAUUGUGUUGUUGUCUUGAUCACAUUGGCCAUGGCUGCGGUACCUGUACACUCUCAGAUACAAACGUCAUCAGAUAGAUAAAACAGCAGAAUUAGA
Chara braunii is the source of this 4652-nucleotide messenger RNA. The record is from the annotation of a GenBank genome assembly. NCBI's taxonomy places the organism in Eukaryota, Viridiplantae, Streptophyta, Charophyceae, Charales, Characeae.